AUGGCCCUCAUGCUCAUGUUGGCUCUCAGUCUCCUCCAGUUUGGGUCAGGCCAGUGGCAAGUUAUUGGGCCAGACAAGCCUGUCCAUGUGCUGGAGGGGGAGGAUACAAUCUUCACAUGCUUCCUCUCUCCUGAAACAAAUGCAGAAGCCAUGGAAAUGAGGUUCUUCAGGGAUCAAUUCUCUGGUUUGGUCCAUCUCUACAGGGAUGGAAAAGAUCAGAAAUAUAUGCAGUUGGCAGCCUGUCAAGGGAGAACUGUUUUGGUGAAGGACUUCAUUGUACAUGGACAUGUCUCCUAACUAGAAAAAUUCAAUUCCUCAGAUGCUGGCCUGUAUGGAUGAUGGUUCUGCUCCCAGACUUAUGAGCAGAAGGCCACUUGGAAGCUACAGGUGUCAGCAGUGGGCUCAGGUUCUCUCAUUUCUAUAAUGGGAUUUGUUAAUGGAGGCAUUCAGCUACUAUCCUCAGGUUGGUUAUCCCAGCCCAUAGUGAAGUGGAAAGGCCCGCUGGGACAUGAUUUAUCUUCAGAUUCCAAGGUAACUGCAGACAGACAUAGCCCAUUUGAUGUCAACUCCUCAUUUGUAGUCCAAGAGAAUGUUGGAAGCAUAUCAUGCUCCAUUCAGCACCCUGACCCUGACCUGAGCCAAGAGAUGGAAUCCAGAGUAUGGAUAAGAGUGGAGGUGACUCUGGACCCAGAUACAGCUCAUCCACAGCUCUAUAUGUCUGAUCAGAAAAACAUAACAUAUAAGAAAGCUUUCCAAAAUGUGCCCUUCACAGAGAAGAGAUUUAGGAGGAAAUGUGUGGUAGCUUCUCAGUGUUUUCAGACAGGGAAGUGCUACUGGGAAGUUGAUGUAGGACACAAUGAAAAUUGGUUCAUGGGGAUGUGUCAGGAUAAUGAAUCCAGGAAGGCAAAGGACUUAAAUUUGUCUGCCCCAAAUGGAUACUGGAUCCUUGGACAGUGUAAAUAUGAGCAUUUUACAUUAAACCCCCACAGAAUCAGUCUUCGUAUGCCCCUUACAAUAGUGGGUAUCUUCCUAGACUAUGAGAGUGGGACCAUCUCCUUUUUCAAUGUAAAUAAUCAGUCCUUCAUUUAUACCAUGGCAACUCAGUUUAAAGGUUUAUUGAGGCCAUUUAUAUGCGUAAGCCAUAAGAAUGAAAAUGUGACUCCCAUAAUCAUUAAUCCAGUUUCUCAGAGGUCAGAAGAGAAGCCUCUUUUCAAAGGAUCCCCACAUCCCCAAAAACAGACCAAGAACCUCCCCACAGAUGACCACACUCUUCUUCCCCAUGAAUAA
Urocitellus parryii (Arctic ground squirrel) is the source of this 1287-nucleotide messenger RNA. The record is from RefSeq and is a predicted model, not a curated record. Lineage: Eukaryota; Metazoa; Chordata; Mammalia; Rodentia; Sciuridae.